AAAAGUCAACUUAUCGCGCGCUCACGAUCAUUUAUGCUAUCAACGCGCACUAGUUAAGUUCGUUAUAAGAACGGUAAAAAGUUAAUAAAGCGUCGAAAGCAGUUAAAAAGGUGAAAUGUUCUGAGAAUAUUUUGAACAAAAAAUGCUUAUCUUUUAAAGUGCAGUGGAGUUCAAACAAAAAUUUUGUAUAUAUAUAUUUGUGGACCAAAGUGUCUAGUGAAGAUUAAAAAAAAUAUAAAUACAUUUUAAUAGUGUUCCAAAGUGAAUGUAUGCAUGAGUUAUCCCACGAAAAUGGCGCCAAAUCAUCAUCCGCAUCAUUUCAUGUUGCAUGGUUUACCGCUGGAGCCAGUUUCACGCACCUAUCAAUAUCGUAAAAUCAUGAAACCAAUGUUGGAGCGUAAACGGCGUGCGAGGAUCAAUAAAUGUUUGGAUGAGCUGAAGGAUUUAAUGACCAGCACUUUACAAGCGGACGGUGAAAAUCUCUCGAAACUAGAGAAGGCUGACAUAUUGGAGCUCACCGUGCGACAUCUGCAUCGACUGCGCGAGACUAAUGGCCUCUUUGUGCGCCACACCGACACGCUCAAUAUGGAGAAAUUCUGGGCUGGAUUCCAACAUUGCGCCGUCGAAGUAUCACAUUUCCUGCAAAAAUAUGAUCAACAAAACAAACAUGUAAAUGGCGAUUUAAUUAAAUAUAUUGCGAGUUAUGUGCCCAACAUGGCAGCAGCAGUAGCAGCCGCAGCGGCCACAGCCAGCGCAACAACUACGCCACCAACCGCACACAUGCCACCGCAGUCAGUGGUGGGACAGCUGCCACCCGUCGGCUGCCGAAUGACCAAUCACCUAAAUGAGCAUUACCAAAAAUAUGGCACAGCGCUGCGCCAACAUCCCGCGGAAGCUGCAGCGGCUAUAAGUAGAAUGGCUACGGCAGCCACAACUGCAACACCGCAACCACCACUGGCAGCGGCGGCGGCGGCAACUCAACAACACGACCGACAACACCCAGCAAUACAAAUAUCCGCUUCAGCGGUUUCCAACUUUGAACGGAUUUGGGAAGCGGCAGCGCGUGCCGCGGCUGCCAACGGCAAGCAACGAAUGCAUCCCUACACUCGCAAGGCAUUGCACAAUCACAGCAAUAAUGCUAGUGGCGCUGAUAGUAUGGCAGGCGGUGAUGAGAGUGAUGAAGGUGGCGAUUGUGGUGAUGCGGACUAUCCAGCAGGCGACGGCCUUGUUUGGCGACCUUGGUGAUGCGCGUCAUUCAUUGUGGAAAACAACAAUUUGCGUUUGGUCGCGGUCGCGGAACAUUAAAAGCGGUUAAUUUUACCUUUUACCAUUUAAUCAGCGCAUGCUUAAUGGCAUGUAAUGCCCGUUUAUGUCUGUAUAUAUAUACUUAUAUAAGUUCGUAGCUAUGUGUAUUUCGAAGGACCACAGCAGCAAAAUUCUAUAUUUGUAUAUUCAAAUUUGUUGUGUAACUGCAUGGUUAAAGCUUUAUUUAUUUAUGUGUACAUAUGUAGUAUGGCUCGUAUUAUAAUUCGAGUUAAUAUAUUAAUAAUAAUAAUAAUGUUUAGCUGGCAAAUACAAAUCUAAUAAAUGCAUACACAUAUUAUAUUUACCUUGGGUAAUUGCAUUUGCCUUAAUGAAUUUCGAAUUUUGCAUUAGCAGAUUGUGUGCGUGCCUGUGUGUGUUUGUGUGAGUGCAUCUAUGUUGCUUCCUGUUUACGUAAUUAUAAAAUGCAAAUCAUAAAUUAAUGUUAUUAUGCAAUAAUUGUGCAGUUAAACUCAAUUUUUGGGCCAUUAGCUUGUUCUGAUUUUUUUCGCUUAUCAUAAUUGAGUAAGUGGCAUUUGAAAUAUGUGGAAUUAUUUAAUAAUGGUUGCGGGGAAUCAUAUUUAGUAGAUGA
Zeugodacus cucurbitae (melon fly) is the source of this 1894-nucleotide messenger RNA. RefSeq names its product transcription factor HES-1-B. Bases 274 to 1245 code for a protein of 323 amino acids. Lineage: Eukaryota; Metazoa; Arthropoda; Insecta; Diptera; Tephritidae. The transcript is spliced from 2 exons. Gene Ontology annotation, biological process: regulation of transcription by RNA polymerase II; anterior/posterior pattern specification; regulation of neurogenesis. Gene Ontology annotation, cellular component: nucleus. Gene Ontology annotation, molecular function: DNA-binding transcription factor activity, RNA polymerase II-specific; RNA polymerase II cis-regulatory region sequence-specific DNA binding; protein dimerization activity. The record is from RefSeq and is a predicted model, not a curated record.